This is a messenger RNA of Panicum virgatum (switchgrass), 588 nucleotides long. RefSeq lists its product as uncharacterized. Lineage: Eukaryota; Viridiplantae; Streptophyta; Magnoliopsida; Poales; Poaceae. The record is from RefSeq and is a predicted model, not a curated record. Bases 1 to 588 code for a protein of 195 amino acids. The transcript has a single exon.
AUGCACAUGUCUAAGGUGCUGAUGGACGGGGGCAGUAGCCUCAACAUCCUGUACAUCGACACUCUUGAGGCCAUGGGGAUCCCGCAGGCCUGCCUGCGGGCCUCUCUCUUCCCCUUCUAUGCCAUCCUGCCGGGUAUGAAAGCAUACACACUCGGCAACCUCGACCUGCCGGUCACAUUCGGCAGCAGGACCAACUACCACACUGAGAGCCUCACUUUCGAGGUGGUAGAUUGGAAGGGGGCGUAUCACGCCAUUCUCGGGCGCCCCGCCUAUGCCAAGUUCAUGGCGGUGCCCAACUACACCUACCUCAAGUUCAAGCUGCCAGGGCCAAACGGUGUUAUCACCGUGAGCGGCUCCUUCGAGCAGGACUACGUCACCAGUCGUGAGCACUUCGAUCUCGCCACCACUGCUACGAACUCGGCGCAGCUCAGCCAGCUUUGCGCCACGACCGCCGAGUGUCGCCCCGACCCUGGCAAGCCUAGCCAGGCACCAACCUUCGUCUCGACCGAGGAGAACAAGUCGGUUGUGGUCGACGACGCCGACCCGUCCAAGAUGGUGCAAGUCGGCUCCCAGCUGUCGGCCAAAUAG